GCUGAGCAUGCGUAAAUAAACGUGGCGGGACGUAUGUGUCAUGGCGCUCUCCAUCUAAAGUCUGUACAGCUUUCGGAGAGUGGCGGGUUGGUUCUCUCACUUUGGACUGGUUUUUACUUCCCGACUUCUGGACUCAUCUUUCAAGAGGACUUUAGACUAAUUGCAGAUAAUUAAGAGAAUAUGCCUUCUGCAUCUUGUGAUACACUACUGGAUGACAUCGAAGAUAUCGUGUCUCAGGAAGAUUCAAAACCACAAGAUAGGCAUUUUGUAAGAAAGGAUGUUGUCCCGAAGGUACGAAGGCGAAAUACCCAAAAAUAUUUGCAAGAGGAAGAAAACAGUCCACCAAGUGACAGCACUAUUCCAGGCAUACAGAAAAUUUGGAUACGAACAUGGGGUUGUUCUCAUAAUAAUUCAGAUGGAGAAUAUAUGGCUGGACAGCUAGCUGCUUAUGGCUAUAAAAUUACAGAAAAUGCAUCCGAUGCAGAUUUAUGGCUCCUGAACAGUUGCACUGUAAAAAAUCCAGCUGAAGACCACUUUAGAAACUCAAUUAAAAAAGCUCAAGAGGAGAACAAGAAAAUCGUACUGGCUGGAUGCGUUCCUCAAGCCCAGCCUCGCCAGGACUACCUUAAGGGACUGAGUAUCAUUGGGGUUCAACAGAUAGAUCGUGUGGUAGAAGUUGUGGAGGAAACAAUUAAAGGUCACUCUGUGAGACUGCUGGGUCAGAAAAAGGAUAAUGGAAGGCGGCUUGGGGGGGCACGAUUGGAUUUGCCGAAGAUUAGGAAGAAUCCACUGAUAGAAAUCAUUUCCAUCAAUACCGGGUGUCUCAAUGCUUGUACCUACUGCAAAACUAAACACGCCAGAGGAAAUUUGGCCAGUUAUCCAAUUGAUGAACUAGUAGAUAGAGCCAAACAAUCUUUUCAAGAGGGUGUUUGUGAGAUAUGGUUGACCAGUGAAGACACGGGGGCUUAUGGCAGAGAUAUUGGCACCAAUCUCCCCACACUCCUGUGGAAACUGGUUGAAGUGAUUCCUGAGGGAGCAAUGCUGAGGCUUGGCAUGACAAAUCCACCCUAUAUUUUAGAGCAUCUGGAGGAAAUGGCGAAAAUCCUUAAUCACCCCAGAGUCUACGCUUUUCUGCACAUACCAGUCCAGUCUGCCUCCGACAGCGUACUCAUGGAAAUGAAAAGAGAAUACUGUGUGGCUGACUUCAAAAGAGUAGUGGAUUUUCUGAAAGAGAAAGUUCCUGGAAUAACUAUUGCUACAGAUAUUAUCUGUGGUUUUCCUGGAGAAACAGAUCAGGAUUUUCAAGAAACAGUGAAACUUGUUGAAGAGUACAAAUUCCCCAGCCUCUUUAUUAACCAAUUUUACCCAAGACCAGGAACUCCUGCUGCAAAAAUGGAACAAGUUCCAGCACAAGUGAAAAAGCAAAGGACAAAAGAUCUUUCUCGGGUAUUUCAUUCUUACAGUCCAUAUGAUCACAAGAUUGGUGAAAGACAACAAGUGUUAGUAACAGAAGAAUCUUUUGAUUCCAAGUUUUAUGUUGCACACAAUCAAUUCUAUGAGCAGGUUUUAGUGCCAAAGAACCCUGCGUUCAUGGGGAAAAUGGUUGAAGUGGACAUCCAUGAAUCAGGCAAACAUUUUAUGAAAGGGCAGCCAGUAUCUGAUGCCAAAGUGUACACGCCCUCCAUCAGCAAACCACUAGCAAAGGGAGAAGUCUCAGGUUUGACAAAGGACUUCAGAAAUGGGCUUGGGAGCCAGCUGAGUUCAGGAUCCCACACCUCUGCUGCAUCUCAGUGUGACUCAGCGAGUUCCAGAAUGGUGCUGCCCAUGCCAAGGCUGCAUCAAGACUGGGCGCUGAGGAUGUCCGUGGGCUUGGCUCUGCUGGCUCUUCUUUUUGCUUUUUUUGUCAAGGUCUAUAAUUAGAAUACAACUAAUUGAGGCAUCUGUAAAGAAGAAUACAUUUCUAAUUAAAAUCUUCAAUGAACAGGAAAGCGA
This is a messenger RNA of Nomascus leucogenys (northern white-cheeked gibbon), 1992 nucleotides long. It is a transcript of the gene CDKAL1, whose product is annotated as CDKAL1 threonylcarbamoyladenosine tRNA methylthiotransferase. Gene Ontology annotation, cellular component: endoplasmic reticulum. Lineage: Eukaryota; Metazoa; Chordata; Mammalia; Primates; Hylobatidae. Gene Ontology annotation, molecular function: 4 iron, 4 sulfur cluster binding; tRNA (N(6)-L-threonylcarbamoyladenosine(37)-C(2))-methylthiotransferase activity. The record is from RefSeq and is a predicted model, not a curated record. Gene Ontology annotation, biological process: tRNA methylthiolation.